This is a messenger RNA of Lactuca virosa, 1113 nucleotides long. Lineage: Eukaryota; Viridiplantae; Streptophyta; Magnoliopsida; Asterales; Asteraceae. The record is from the annotation of a GenBank genome assembly.
AUGAACAAGCAUCUUAGUGCAAUCCAUUUGGUAUUUAAUGCAAUACAGUAUUUCCUCAAGACUCAAAAAUGCAAGUUUGGCCCCAGGUGCAAAUUCAAUCAUCCAAAAGAUAAAGCUGCUCCUUUGGCUGCUUUAGAAAACACUGAUACUUCUGAAUUACCAGAGAGACCAUUUGAGCCCCCAUGUGUGUUCUAUAUGAAGACUGGAAAAUGUAAAUUUGGUUCAACCUGCAAAUUUCAUCACCCAAAGGACAUCACAAUUACAGCAACCGAGGUAGAAGAUGGUAAUGGUGAAGCUUUUACAGUUGGUGGUGGGACAAAUGGCAAUGGGAAUUUGGAACUUUCAAUUGCCCCUUUUACCCCUGCCAUGUUGCAUAACUCAAAAGGCCUCCCCAUUAGACCGGGAGAAGUGGAUUGUCCUUUCUACCUGAAAACUGGCAGUUGCAAAUAUGGUGCCACCUGUCGCUAUAAUCAUCCAGAGAGAUAUGCAAUCAAUCCAGCUGGCGCCAUUGUGUCAACUCCUGCUGCUCAUUUGACUUUUGGUAUGGUCAACCCAAUUUCCGCUGUCAUGCAAACUGUGGACCCACGAAUUGCUCAACCAACGCUUGGUUUGGGUCCAACAGUCUACCCUCAGAGGCCUGGUCAGAUGGAAUGCGAUUAUUAUAUGAAAACUGGGAUAUGCAUGUUUGGAGAGAGAUGCAAGUAUCAUCAUCCUAUUGACAGGUCAGCACAUGCACAGUCAGCAAAUGAAUCCCAACUCACUGUCAAACUUACUCUUGCUGGUCUUCCAAGGAGAGAGGGUGCAAUACACUGCCCAUACUACAUGAAGACAGGGGCUUGCAAAUAUGGGGUGACAUGCAGGUUUGAUCACCCGCCACCUGGCGAGGUUAUGGCGGCUGCAACAUCGCAAGGACCAUCCGAUGAUGUCAAAGAAGAAUGAAAUUCCUACUCUGCCCCUUUUGACUUUUCAUCUUGGAUGUUUUAAAAUGUUUGUGGUUUGAUUUGAUAAUCACCUUUUUCUUUCUUCUUAUUUUGAGAAGCUUUUAGGUUUGAAUUUUAAUUUAUCUGAUCAAGAAAAAUGUUACUAUCUGCUAAAACUUUUGUUGAUCGAUGC